Molecule: messenger RNA, 2633 nt
Organism: Cyprinus carpio (common carp)
Lineage: Eukaryota; Metazoa; Chordata; Actinopteri; Cypriniformes; Cyprinidae
Gene: hps4
Product: HPS4 biogenesis of lysosomal organelles complex 3 subunit 2
Biological process (GO): vesicle-mediated transport
Source: RefSeq, a predicted model, not a curated record
AGUUUGUUCCUCCAGGAUCGCCGUACUGUCAAGACACUCACAUGACUUUACUCUUGUGACACGUUCCUUCUCAAAAACGAAAUAUAAUGGCAUAAUGAAACACGAGAUCUUAUCCGUUUCCGUUUAUACUGAAUAUAUCACUGGCAUCUGGAUACUCGUGAACUGUUUACAGUAUUCUCUAAGAGAACAUGAAUAAUCAGGGCAGUGCGGCUGGGAUCGAGUAACUCAGCUGAAGUUGGAUGACAUGCGUAAAGUUUAUCUAAACUUCAUUCAACCCACCGACGAUGCAACCAAUGGCUGAGACAGCGGCUUUGGCUUAUUCCCGACGCUUCUUCUUCCUGUAUGAUAGUUCAAAGGUGCAAGAGGAGGAAGACCGGACUCGAGAAGGGAUUUACUACUUCUCUCCUGAGGAUACACCAGUAGACCAACAAGAGCUGCUUUGUGGACAGCUUGCCGGUGUAUGUCGUUGUGUGUCUGAGAUGUCUUCAUCCCCCGUACGCCUGCUUCGCCUGCGCAAAAGCAAAUAUGCUGUCCGUAUGAAGGAUAGCUUUCUUUGGGCACUGAGCUGUGUGGUUGACAUUCCUGAUGUGAGUGUAUGUGACUUACUUGAUCAGCUGAUUGCCCUCUUCUGUUUCUACAAUGGACCAGUGCGUCAGAGCUACCAGUUGUACAGUAAGGAGGAUUUGGCUUUACGAUGGGCCAGAUAUCUCUGUCACCUGCAGGGCGGCUCCACUGAGCUUCACAACAUCUUCAGCUGCGUGAGGACCAUUGACUCCACACAUAUUGAUCCUCUGCUGCUGCUGAAGGCUGCCCUCAUUCUUCAGGCAUGUCAGCGAUGUCCUCUGGUCCUGGCAGGUUGUAUCCUCUACAGGGGCAGGGUGGUUAGUACCCAGAUGACUCCUGCGCUGACAAUGAAGGUGAUGGUGUAUGAGACACAAACGUACAGCCAGGACUUCCGGGUGACGGCCAAUGGCCUGAGCUCAUCUGUGGGCUCACCUUCCUCUUUCACAGCUACCACACAAGUGUUCUUGACACCCACUGAACUGUACAUGCUCCGCUGCCACCCAGUGGAUAGAGCAUGCAGGUCUCACUGCAGUCAACCUCCCUGCCAACCCAGCAAGUCCCGCUUUUUAUCACGCACUUUAUCCGACACCCCAACCACAGAUACUGACUCUUCAAGCUUAGAUGCCAUGCAGUGUCCCCCAGUGUCCUAUCAGACGAUGCCGUCGUCUCCUCGCUCCUCCCUUUCUGAUGAACCAUAUUUCAGCCCCAUUCCCUCACGGGUUAACACUCCCCUUCACUCCAAUCUCAUGAACCAAUCAGAGUAUUUUACUCCUGACUCACAUGACCACGGCACGUUGAACGGAACUAACUUGUGUGCAGUGAAAGAAAGUUUGGCAGGCCUGAACAUAAAGCAGGAUACAGAUGCGAGCUCAGGGUCAGAAACCAAAAGCGAAGGUUUAAAUUCAGACCAGGACACUCAGAGUGAUGAAAUCAAAGCCCUCGCUAAUGGGUAUGAGCAAUCAAACUGUCUUGAUAACCACUCGGACCACGACAACCAGAUUCAAAAUGAAGAAAAUAAACUGGACGCUAACAAUCAUGUUGCCAAUAAAAAUGGCAAAUUCCAAGGAGAAACAGAGGAAGAGGCAAGAACAAAGAGCAAGCAAGUCGAAGGGAGACUUAAGGAGAAAUAUGAACCCAGAAACACCCCCUCACCACAUGAGACCCUAGCAGACACCUCUCUAGUGCCCUCAGUAUUAUACCAGCAUAGAGUCCGAGGUUUGGUCUUGGCCCUGCUGGUAGAGCCAGAGUUCAACACAGACCCCACUGCCAGAGAGGAAGUGCAUCACAGCAGCAUGGCAUCACUAAAUGGGCUUGAGGCUCACCUGAGAAAUACCUCGCCUGGGACACCUGGCCCACCGGGGCCUUACACCUUUGCCCACUAUGACUGCAUUCAAAACACUCUCACUACUAAUGUAUGUGGGCGCUCUGCUGGACCCCAGGAGGCCUUUGUGAGGGCCACUAAGCUGCUCCAUUCACAUUUCUCACACUUAGACACACUACAGGAGGCCAUUGUCAGGAACGGUAGCUCGGCAGUGUAUGGAACCCGUAGCAUGGCCCAGGAGACAUAUUUUCUACAGCAGGGAACACCUGUCAGAAACUCUGGAAGUCCUGAUCCUCAGGAUAGUGCCUUCUCACUACCCAGAAAAGCCCGUCAGCGGCUCCUUAAACAUGGAGUUAACCUGCUUUAGCUGGGCCUUUUAAAAAGAUUUCAAUUUCUCUUAAAUCUCUUUUAUUUCAUAGAUAUUCACCAUAUUUAUACUAUGUCUCUCUUGUACUGCUCAGAAUGUCAUGCAUGGUUUUGUUUGUAUAAUAGGCUGCUGUUUGAUCAUUUUGUAAUUAAAAGUAGAGGCUGAAAAUUAAAAUGUACUGUCAUCCCAAGUAAUACUAAAAUAUAGAGGAAGUGUCUCCGUCACGAGAGACGGGUUCUGCUGUAGCCUUCGCUAUUUAAAUGAAAUAGAGAACUGAGGCUUUAAAAAAUGGCUUAGACCAUUCAGUGUUACUGUUAAAAAUUUCACCUUUUUUAAAUGGAACAAAACUGUGCUUGAGUGUUAAUAAAUGUCCUUACUAAA